Tripterygium wilfordii is the source of this 6316-nucleotide messenger RNA. RefSeq names its product DDT domain-containing protein PTM-like. The record is from RefSeq and is a predicted model, not a curated record. Lineage: Eukaryota; Viridiplantae; Streptophyta; Magnoliopsida; Celastrales; Celastraceae. The transcript is spliced from 9 exons. The coding region runs from base 207 to 5588 and encodes 1793 amino acids.
GUUUUAACUUCCCAAUUUCUCUCUCUUCACGUUUGGGAAGCAGCUGUAGAGAGAGAAAGAGAGAAGCAGACUCUCCUACCUCGCUAAAACCCAAGCACGGAAGAGAAACCUUUUAUCAAUAUUCAAAUAUCAUUUUCUCAUCUGGGUUUGGUCUUUUAUGCCUAAUAGCUUCUCUGAUUUUUUUCUUUUUGGGGUUUUGGUGAAAAAUGGAGUACGUGGGGAAGACCCUGAAGAAAGAGUUCGCGGGCUUUGGGGUUUUCUCUGGAAUCGUGAAAUCGUACGACUCGGCUUCUGGCCUUUUCGAGAUCGUGUAUGAGGACGGAGACUCCGAGGAGCUCGAAUUGGCGGAGAUGGCUUCUCUCUUGGGGGUUGCCCCGAGUCUAGCUCAAGCUCAGGAGGCUGUGGAAUACAGGGGGAGGCUCGGCCGCAAGUCCAAGAAGCGGCGUCGGGUGGAACUCGGGAAAGGGGUGACCUCUGAAUCAGGUAACAGUCAGCUUUGUGGAAAUGUUGAUUUGAAUGGUGGGGUUGGAGCGUUACUAGAGAAAGGAAGUGAGUUUGAUAGGAAUUUUAGCGCUAGUGUCUCUCUGUCUGAAGGGGAUACCAAUUUGGAUCGAAAUGUUGGUUUGAAUGAUGGGGGGCAUAAUUCUGAACACAAGUUUGAUUUAAAUGCUGCUAGCUUUGAUUUGAAUGUAACUGAUGAGGAUGAUUUAGGUGACGGGGUUAAUUUAAAUAAUGACUUUCAGCAAGGAUUGGAGAAGGGAAAAUGCUUUGAUCUGAAUUCAAAUGUGAAUCCUGAGAUGGAGGAAAAUUUGAAGGAGGUUAGUUUGGAGGGAAAUUUGAAGAAAAGGAAAUGUGGCUUUGAUUUGAAUUUGGGCGCCGAUGAGGAACUUAAGGAUGAUGCAAUUGACAACUGUGGAGGACAAGUGAAGGAAAGUACUGGAAUUGAGGUCGCCGAAGGGACUCUAAAGGUAGAGGGAGAGCCUUCCAGUGAAAUUGAGGGAGUUGAUGCCCGCGGUGGUAUUAUUGAUGGGACAUUGAUAGAAGUUUAUGUCUCUGAGGAUUUCCAUCGCGGGUUGGUUGACAGGAAUCAGGUGGAAGGUGGUAUUUCGGUUGUAGAUGUGAAAGUGACUGAAUCUGUCUCGCUAUUGGAAGUUAAUGGUUUAAAUGGUUAUCACACAUUAAAUGAUGAGAAUCAAGAGGAUGUUGGAAGUGGUAAUGGAUGGGCGAGCUCUCGGAGAAAGAGAAGAAAGCGUUCAGAUAAUUUGAAUGCUACAGCUGAAAGGGUGUUGAGGAGAAGUGCUCGUAGAGGGUCUGGUAGAUAUGAUGUUCAGGAAAUCGCACCAUCUAUCGUGGUCAAUGAUUUAUCAGCUACAGUGGUUGGUGCAGUGACAGAGGAGAAACCAUUGAUUUCCAGUGGUGAACGGGCAGAUGAUCCUACCUUUCUUCCUCCUAAGCUGCAACUGCCACCUUCUUCAGGGCAUUUGAUUUUGGAGGGAAUGCCUAUCCUUGAGCUUUUUUCUGUUUAUUCUUGUUUAAGAACAUUCAGUACUUUAUUAUUUCUAAGCCCCUUUGAGCUGGAGGACUUUGUGGCGGCAUUGAAUUGCAGGUUCCCUACUCCAUUAUUUGAUUGCAUUCAUGUUUCGAUUUUGCAAAUACUAAGAAAGCAAUUGGAGUACUUGUCAAAUGAGGGUUCUCAGUCUGCUUCCGAUUGCCUGAGGAAUCAAAAUUGGGAACUUUUAGACAUGAUUACAUGGCCCAUUUUCAUGGUCGAAUACCUGCUAAUUUGUGGUUCAGGAUGCAAACCUGAAUUUAGUAUCAGUGACUUGAAGCCAUUUGAAUGUGAUUACUACAAGCAGCCUGUAUCAAUAAAGGUUAAGAUACUUCAGUAUUUGUGUGAUGAUAUGAUGGAGGUAGAAGUUAUAAGGUCAGAGCUUAGUAGAAGAUCGUUGGCAGCUGAAACUGAUGUUGAUUUUGAUAGGAAUGAAGUUCACAAGAAAAAACGGGUUUCUGUAGAAGUGUCUGGCGUCUCUUGCUUGACCGAGGAAGUUGUAAAUGACACCACUGACUGGAAUAUUGAUGAAUGCUGCCUUUGUAAGAUGGAUGGAAAUUUAAUAUGCUGCGAUGGUUGUCCUGCUGCAUAUCAUUCAAAAUGUGUAGGGGUUGCUAGCGAUUCUUUGCCAGAAGGUGAGUGGUACUGUCCUGAGUGUGCCAUUGAGAGGCAUAAACCUUGGAUGAAACUUCGUAAGUCACUUCGUGGAGGAGAGUUGUUGGGAAUUGAUCCUUAUGGUCGUUCGUAUUUUAGCUGCUGCAGCUACCUGUUGGUGUCAGAUUCAUGCGAGAAUGAACCAUUAUCCAAUUACUACCACAGAGAUGAUCUGAAUGUUGUUGUUGAUGUGCUCAAGGUGUCAGAGAGAUUAUAUAGUAGCAUAUUAAAGGCAAUCUAUAGACUCUGGGACAUCCAUAUUCGCUCAGACGGAGCAAAUGGUAAUAUGGAUUCCGGAACCCAAAAUGUGUGCUCGGACAGGUGCACGCCAGAAACAUUUCCAGUUAAGAAUGAUACUCCCAAUGCAAGAAAAACAGAACAGAAGUUUGUUCCUGAUACUGAGGUUUCAAGGUCUGUGAGGUUCCAUUCGGAGGAUGCAGUGGAAAUCCGAUAUGUGAGUUCUGAGGGAUCUGUUGAGACCACCCAAACUAGUUCGGGUAUUGCAAAUAUCAAAACAGAAAGGCCUGGCAUAUGUAGUAUGUCUGUUGAAAUCUCAAAUCAGACUGAGCUGCCUGGAAAGUUCCCUUAUCUUGAAGACAAUUCUUUGUCAUCUUCUGUUUUGAAUAUCAAAGGAGAUGUCAAUGUAGUAUCUAUGUCUCCUGUACCUCCCCUAUCCGAAAAACAAAGAACAGGAGACACACAACAAGUGCAGAGUGGAACUGGUUAUGUUAACAGUUACAGUUUUGCUCAUGUAGCAUCUUCAGUUGCAGAAGAGUUGUUGCAUAAGUCAUCAGAUAAAAUCAGUCAAGAGUUCAUGAAAUCAGAAGAGGAGGUGUUUUCGUCACAGAUGACGGCCAUUUGGAAGAAAUGGAUGAAGUUCUGUUGGUCAGGUGUUCGGAAUCUAAGUGUCAAUGUGCAGAAAGAGAAGUGUGGGUGGUGCUUUUAUUGCAAAGCUCCGACUGAUGACUCAGAUUGCUUGUUUAACUUGAAUCCAGGCAUUCUUAAGGAAGAGUCUAGAAGUGAGUUGGUUGGCUUUCACUCAAAAAAAGAGAGAAAUGGCCAUCUCACUGAUGUCAUUUACCAUAUCCUGUCAAUUGAAGAACGUUUGCAAGGGCUACUAUUGGGUCCUUGGCUAAACCUGCAUUACUCAAAGGUCUGGCAUAAAAAUGUUCUCAGGGCAUCAGAUAUUGUGUCUGCAAAACAUGUGUUGCUUACUCUAGAAUCAAAUCUGCGCCCUCUUGUUCUUUCACCUGAGUGGUUUAAGCAUGUAGAUUCUAUGGUGACAAUGGGUUCUGCUUCUCAUGAUGUGACUGCCUCCUUACGUUCAUCUUCUAAGCAUGGGGUUGGCAGAAAAAGGGGUAGGUGCUCAGAUUUGGAGGUCAACCCUUCUUCACGUUCUGCUGGUGGACUUGUUAUGUUUUGGCGGAGGGGUGGAAAACUUUCUCGGCAGCUGUACAAUUGGAAAGUUUUACCUCGCUCUAUGGUGUCCAGAGCUGCCAGACAAGCUGGUUGUACAAAAAUACCGGGAAUUCUUUAUCCUGAGAGUACAGACUUUUCAAGGAGAAGCAAGUGCAUUGCAUGGAGAGCUUCCGUUGAGUCAUCCACAAGUGUAGAGCAGCUUGCUUUGCGGGUUCGAGAGCUUGAUUCAAUCAUCAGGUGGGAUGAAAUUGAAAACACGCAUCCGCUAUCUAAGCUGGACAAGGAAUUCAAAAAAUCAGUCAGGCUGUUCAAGAAGGUUGUCAUUCGCAGGAAGUGCAUAGAAGGGGAAGGGUUGAAAUACCUUCUUGAUUUUGGCAAGAGGAAAACUAUUCCUGAUGUUAUCGUGAAAAAUGGGUCCAUGAUUGCAGAAUCUUCUAGUGGAAGGAAGAAAUAUUGGCUGAACGAAUCUUUUGUGCCCUUAUACCUUUUGAAAAGUUUUGAAGAGAAAAGAAUUGCUCGUAACUCCGGCAACAUGAGUUCCCAAAGAGUUUCUGAGGCAUUUAGAGUAGUGAAAAUGCCGUCGACAGAACGGGGGUUUCAGUACCUUUUCUCAAAGGCAGAGAGAUCUGAGUAUUAUCAGUGCGGACACUGUAACAAAGAUGUUUUGAUCAGGGAAGCUGUUUGCUGCCAGUAUUGCAAUGGAUAUUUUCAUAGAAGGCAUGUUAGGAAGUCUGCUGGGGCUGUAACUGCUGAAUAUACUUAUACAUGUCACCGAUGCCAUGGGGGAAAUUGUGUCAAGACUGAUGCGAGAACAGGGAAGAAGGCCACGAAAGGAAGGAAAAAAAACACAGAAAGUAUGAAGCCUAAGCCUCAAGAUGGUAAAAAAUCAUCUAGAGAAUGCAGGUCAGUGAAACUAAAAGACGGCAAAAAUGCAUCAUCAAGGCCAGUAAAAUCACAAAAAUACAAAAAGAUCGGUGCUGGCAUAACGUUGCGCCGUUCACCUAGAAAACUUAAAUAUGUGCCAGUGCAGAAUAAAAAGCGAAGAGUAUGCAAUAAAGGGAAACAAGUAAGGUCGAGAAGAGGGAACUUCAAGGAAUCAAAGAAAGUUACUUCAUGGCGCAAGAAAAGAACACAGGCUUACUACAGUUACUGGGUCAAUGGUCUACAGUUGGCGAGAAAGCCAGAUGAUGAGAAGCUAAUGGUUUUUAGGAGUAAAAGAUUUUUAGCCCCUUCUGAAAAUAUGACUGUUAACCUUGAUCAACACAAAUGCCGUCUUUGUGGAGGAGGAGGGUAUACAUCAACGUCAAAUUAUGUUGCCUGCGAACAUUGUGGAGAAUGGUUUCACGGGGAAGCUUUUGGACUAAAUGCGGAGAAUGUUUCUUUACUAAUUGGAUUUAGGUGCCAUGCUUGUCUUAAGAGGACAUCCCCAGUUUGCCCCCAUAUGCGAAACAUGGGAAUUAAGGGAUCUCAGCUUGGUGUUGGACAAAAUGCCAUUGGUUGUUCUGAGGAAGAAUGUAAUAUAGUCCCUCCUCUGAUUGAGGUUAAUUCUGGAAACAGGUCUCUUGCAAACGAGGAUCUUCAAGUUUCUUUGUCAUUUGAUGGGUGUUCUGCUAAUGAGGAGCAGUUAAGUUGUGCUCUGGACUCGAAUCAAAGAUUAACGUCAGAAUCCAAGCUAGAAGCAGAAAAUGGGCAUGCACUAGUAGUACAUAAGCAGCAGAAUCCAGACACAACUGAAAUCACCAAAGAGGAUUUGAAACCAGAUUUGCUAACAAUGUCUGACAAAAAUCUUUUGCAGGAAGUGGAAACAAUCAAAAAAGGACUCGAUGAUUUUGAAACUUCUGAUAACAAGGUGCAGGUUCCUUCCAGCAAGAUUGCAUUAGAUGUUGUAGAUGCUAAAGUGGCAGUGAUGGAGCAUGACAGGGCGAAGGAUGACCUAUCAAGUAUCCUGAAGUUGGCAAGUGAUUGAGCCCUUCUCGACUCCAUUGACUUGCAUAUGCAGGUAUUUAUGGUGUCUGAAGAAUUUUUAGGCGAGAGCAUCCCCAGAGUAGAAAAGAGGAGCAAUCUUCUCUCUUUUUGUAGAAGAGGUCUGCCAGCACUGCAAAGAAUUACUUGUAAAUCUUACAAUGUUGUUGAAAGUAAUAGUCACAGACUCACAGUUUUAGUGACCACAAUGAUUCAUUUUGAGCGGAGUAAUAAAAGAGUUUACUGACCUCCAUUUGCCCUAUAUACUGCUACAAGGCUCUCUAAUUUUGAAGGUUUACAGACAGCUGACCAUGCCUUCAAGUGUAGCAUACUCAUGAAAGAAGUGGAAACAUGAGCUGGUCUGCUGACAGUUGUGGAAGAUCAUCUUUGCAUCCUCAAAGAUCCUGUUUUGAAGAAUGUGUUAAGUUGCUGAGUCGCGUUUGAUUCACAUAGUGAUGCUUCCAGGGUUGGAUUAACUAGAGAUGGAGAUGAUGAACAAAAUUAUGACAGCGGAUGGUAAUUAUUCAUCUGGGUUAGACAUUGAUAUCUUUCCUAACUUGAGAUUAGAUUCGGAAUUAUUGAACUUAUUUAAUAGCUGGAUAGAUCAGCUCUUUUAAGCACCAAAGUACCUUAUAUUUCUUCUUUGUUGCUUGAGACCAGUUACUUUAAGCAACACAAUUGUAGAUAUCAUUUUCUUCCAUUGAAAUUGAAGUCUUUGAUUAUUCUGACCGC